CCUUUAUUUUAUAUGUUCGUUAUAAUUUCACAACUAACCCAAAGAGGUCAUAAAAAAGUGAGAAGUUCGCCAUGUUUUGCUAUGAACUGACGUAAGAAAAGCCUAAACUUACAAAAUUUUGGAGUGCACUUCAAAAAAAGGGAAAUAAUAACUAUCUACAUGUAACAUGUUUUCAUUGAAUUCCAUAAACUCCCAAAACCAGAUUCUUAUUAGCUUUAGUCAGCUGUCCUCUCGUUAUUCAUGUAUAUUCAAGCAAAAGAAGCACAAUAACAGUAAAAAUAAACAUGUGAAAAUCACAGAAGCCGCUCCUGGAUUCUACAAAGCCACAUUAUGCCCUGAAAGUCUAGAAGAAGCCGUAAACAAUUUCGAUAUAAAUGUUUUAAAAGACAUGGGUAAAAUUAAUUUAAGAUCUCUUAGAACAGUUUCUACACCUUGUAAAAAUUCCGUUAAAAGCGUCGUACAGUUAAGUUCUGCAAAAAAAGUGUCUCAUAUAUCAGGAGAAUCAUUUGAGAAGAACAAAAAUGGUUGGACGAAUGUACCGCAUGUACCAACUUUAACUGUCGAUUUUCGCGGUAAAAGCCCGAGAUUGACAUUCACUGAUAACUUUGUUGGACUGCUUGCAAGUGGAUUACAUGAUGAUGUGUUCAAAUACAAAAUACAGGUUCGCAAUUUUAAAACAGAGCGUAGUAUUCAUGCAGACCUGAAAAGGAAUCCUAAUCUCAUCAAUAGACUGCGGCUCAAUGUUAGUGAUGGUGCGGAAAAACAGCAGCAAAGUAACACGGGACCCGAGGUAGCGCCACGGCUGGAGAAACUCCUCACAGAAGACCAGCUCCUCACCAGUCAUCAGAAGGAUAAAAUUAAGAUUGCAUUCGCUGAAGGAUAUCUUGCAGGCUCGCACCCGGAGAAUGCCCGCACUUCAAAAGGCUCAAAAUACCUGAAGCUGGUGCAGCAGCUGCUGACCAUUGUGCUCUUCCUGGCUAUAUUCGUCAGCCUCAUGGCCUCCGUUAGUGGCACUGUCUUCCGCAGGAAUGUGACUAACAUGCGCAGGAUCCAGCUCGGCAACCAGGUAGAGGUGGACCCCGAGGACAUCAACGUCACCUUCGAUGAUGUCAAGGGAGCUGACGAGGCCAAGCAGGAACUUAAGGAUGUGGUGGAAUUCCUAAAAUCCCCGGAGAAGUUCUCGUCCCUAGGCGGGAAAUUGCCCAAAGGUGUGUUGCUAGUGGGUCCGCCGGGCACCGGCAAGACGCUACUGGCGCGUGCGGUGGCGGGCGAGGCGCGCGUGCCCUUCUUCCACGCCGCAGGGCCAGAGUUCGAUGAGAUAUUGGUCGGGCAGGGAGCGAGGAGGGUGCGAGAUUUGUUUAAAGCGGCUAAAGAACGUGCGCCUUGCGUAAUAUUUAUCGACGAGAUUGACUCCGUGGGUGCGAAGAGAACCAACAGCGUGUUGCAUCCAUACGCCAACCAGACGAUCAACCAGCUGCUGUCGGAGAUGGACGGCUUCCACCAGAACGAGGGUGUGAUAGUGCUGGGCGCCACCAACCGCCGCGACGACCUCGACCAGGCGCUGCUCAGACCAGGACGCUUCGACGUCGAGGUGUCAGUACCGACGCCGGACUACGGUGGUCGUGUGGAGAUCCUGCGGAUGUACGUGGCGCGUGUGGCUGCGCAGCCCGACGUGGACGUGGAGACGCUCGCCCGCGGCACCACCGGCUUCACCGGCGCUGACCUCGAGAGCAUGGUCAACCAGGCCGCGCUCAAGGCAGCAGUGGAGGGCGCGCAGACGGUGUCAAUGGGUCACUUGGAGGAGGCGCGCGACAAGCUGCUGAUGGGCCCCGCGCGCCGCUCCCGGCUGCCGGAUGACGAGGCCAACGCCAUCACUGCCUGCCAUGAGGGAGGACACGCCGUCGUCGCUUACUACACCAAGGACGCGCACCCGCUGCACAAGGUGACAAUAAUCCCGCGCGGACCCUCGCUCGGUCACACCGCGUACAUACCUGCCAAGGAGAGAUACCACGUGACGAAGCAGCAGCUGCUGGCCAUGAUGGACACCAUGAUGGGGGGCCGCGCCGCUGAGGAGCUCGUCUUCGGCCCUGACAAGAUCACAUCCGGAGGAUCAUCUGACCUGAAGCAGGCGACGUCUAUCGCAUGCCACAUGGUGCGUGAGUGGGGCAUGAGCGAGAAGGUGGGGCUGCGCGCACUGGAGCCCCCGCGCGGCGCACUCGCCCCCGCAGAGACCAUCGGCCCAUACACCAACGAGCUGGUGGACGGAGAGAUAAAGAAGUUGCUGUCAGAGAGCUACGAGCGCGCGAAGGCCAUCCUGCGCGCGCACGCGAAGGAGCACAAGGCGCUCUCAGACGCACUGCUCAAGUACGAGACAUUGGACGCGGAUGACAUAAAGGCGAUAAUGAGCGGGGAGAAGUUGAAGCGCGACAGACAGAACAGACAGACCAACAAGGAGCCCGCCUCCACCCCCACACCCACCUCC
Messenger RNA from Papilio xuthus (Asian swallowtail), 2482 nucleotides. RefSeq names its product ATP-dependent zinc metalloprotease YME1L (gene YME1L). Gene Ontology annotation, molecular function: ATP hydrolysis activity; ATP-dependent peptidase activity; metalloendopeptidase activity. The annotation marks the transcript as partial. The transcript is spliced from 15 exons. The record is from RefSeq and is a predicted model, not a curated record. Gene Ontology annotation, cellular component: mitochondrial inner membrane. Gene Ontology annotation, biological process: protein quality control for misfolded or incompletely synthesized proteins; mitochondrion organization. NCBI's taxonomy places the organism in Eukaryota, Metazoa, Arthropoda, Insecta, Lepidoptera, Papilionidae.